GUCGGAAACGCUACGUUUCGUAGUUGACGUUUGUGCGGUCUUCGGUAUCGACAUAAAUAACACCCAACGAUUUCAGCUGUGAAACACGACAAUACUAACACAAACAUUUGUAAAUAAAACACACAAAUAUAGUAUACGUUACGUAACGCGUGAUAUAGUAUAUUUUACAUAGAAUGUGUACAAAAUGUGUUGAUAAUAAAUAGUGCAGUGUUUUUAGUAAAAUAUUGUAUUUUUGAAUGAUGAAUAUUUGAACACACGUGUGUUUGCUGUUAAUCGAUUGUUACCAGAAUGUCACUGAAGAAAGAGUCUCGCACGGACGUGCAGUUCCACCUGGCGGCCUUGAGGGGGGACUGUGACAAGCUACGGCAGCUCCUCGACACCGGGAAGGUUCACAUCGACUCCAGGGAUCGGGAUGGCACCACUCCACUCAUCCUGUCAGCCGCGAUGGGCCACACGGAGUGUGUGCGGGAGCUGCUGGCGCAGGGCGCAGACCCUGCCUGCAGCAGAACGACGGGAACGAGUGCGCUGUUCUUCGCAGCGCAGGGCGGCUUCCUUGACAUCGCGCGCCUCCUGCUCGACGCCGGCGCCGCUAUCGACGCUCCCAGCAUGGACGGCGGCACACCUUUGUUCGUGGCGUGCCAGUGCGGCCAUCUGCCGGUCGUCGAAGAGCUCAUACGAAGAGGAGCGAACGUCAACUCCUCUAUGAAGGACAAGGCGAGUCCCCUGUUCAUAGCGGCACAGAACGGGCACGAGGAGGUGUGUGUGGCGCUAGUGGGCGCGGGCGCGGCUGUGGACGGCGCGCGCGCGGACCGCGCCACGCCGCUGUGGAUCGCCGCGCAGUGCGGGCAUCAGCAUGUGGCCAGGCUGCUGCUGGCCGCCGGGGCCUGCGUGGACCAUGUGCGCCAGGAUGGUGCAACACCCCUGUUCAAAGCUGCACACAAGGGUCACUCGGCGGUGGUUGUCGAACUGCUCAAAUAUAAACCCAACCUUGGAUUACUUCCUAACGGUCAGUCGGCCCUGCACGGCGCGGCCAUGUUCGGGCAGCUGGCGUGCGUGCGGCUGCUGGCGCGGCGCGGCGGGCGCGCGGGGCUGGCGCUGCGCGGCGCGGGCGGCCUGACGCCGGCGCAGGCCGCCGCCGCCGCGCAGCGACACGACGUGCUCGCCUACCUGCGCAGGCUCGAGCGGGAGCUCGACACAUGA
Trichoplusia ni (cabbage looper) is the source of this 1200-nucleotide messenger RNA. RefSeq names its product ankyrin repeat domain-containing protein 29. Gene Ontology annotation, molecular function: protein binding. Lineage: Eukaryota; Metazoa; Arthropoda; Insecta; Lepidoptera; Noctuidae. The transcript has 8 exons. The coding region runs from base 289 to 1200 and encodes 303 amino acids. The record is from RefSeq and is a predicted model, not a curated record.